This is a messenger RNA of Acanthopagrus latus (yellowfin seabream), 2849 nucleotides long. Its product is annotated as protein FAM83F-like. The transcript is spliced from 5 exons. The record is from RefSeq and is a predicted model, not a curated record. The coding region runs from base 88 to 1674 and encodes 528 amino acids. Lineage: Eukaryota; Metazoa; Chordata; Actinopteri; Spariformes; Sparidae.
ACACACGCACUCACACAGGUAGGUAGCAGACAGGUUCAGUCUGGUCCAGAGUGUCUGAGCUCCAGGAGGGUCACCGCCGCCGCAGCCAUGGCCGAAUCCCAGCUCAUGUGCAUGGAGGACGGCCGCAUCGGAACCAACAUCCCGGAGUCCAAACCGGAGUUCUACUACAGCGAGCCGCAGCGCGCGGCCAUCGAGGAGCUGCUGAAGAACGGAGACAGCGCCUUCAAGAUGAGGCUCAAAGAGGACGACACCAAGGACUUCCUAUCCGCCAGAGAAGUCAAACUGCUGGUCACCACUUUCAGAAAGUACGAGUCCUGUGAGGACAGCAGCACCGACACCGGAACCAGCACCGGCAAGGCGUCACCGUCCAAGUCCGAGAAGGGAGCCGCAGGGACCGACGCGGAUUCAGGGGUCCACUCCACCUACUGGCCCCAGAUGUCGGACACUGAGGUACCGCCGCUGGAUAUCGGCUGGCCCAGCGGGGCCAUGUUCAAAGGGGUGACCCGGGUGGCAGUGCACACACACCCGCCCAAAGACAACGGGCCACACAUCAAGGAGGUGGUCCGGCGGCUGAUCCAGGAGGCCAACAAGGUGAUAGCGAUAGUGAUGGACAUGAUAACGGACCCCCACAUCCUGCAGGAUCUGAUGGACGCCGCAAGCCGUCGCCUCGUUCCCGUUUACAUUCUGUUGGAUAGCCAAGGUGUGCCGCAUUUCCUGGAUAUGUGCUGCAGGCUGCAGAUCGGCCAGCAGCACCUUCGGAACAUCCGAGCCAGAUCACUUCAGGGAGUCGGCUUCGCUUUGUCGUUCGGCAGGUUGCCGGGUUCACAGUGUUAUAAAUACAUGCUGGUGGAUGGGGACAAAGCCAUGUUUGGCUCGUACAGUUUCUCCUGGUGUACAUCUCGCAUGGACCGGAACAUGAUCACUGUGAUGACGGGACAGGUGGUUGACUUCUUUGACCGGGACUUCCGUGAGCUUUAUGCCAUCUCUGAGAAGCUGGACCUUUACAAGGAGUUCCACGUCAGCCCACCGGCUCCGACCAAGUCCGAGACAUUACGUUGUAGGGCAGGGAGCAAACGGCCACCCUUACCAGCGACCACAUCCCGCUUCCAGGUUACCUUAGGGGAAUCAAAGAAAGCUGACAUCCAGGUGCCUGCGCACAAAUACCACAACCCCAAAUAUCUUCUUGCAAUGGGAGACCUUCCUCGUGCAUCGGGAUCGCUGCAUGAGUUCAAACCCAAAAGAGGGUCAAUGGUGCUUGGAAGUCCCGAGGGGACAGCUGAGGGAAGGCCUCGAUUGGCCAGCAGUGAAAAGUUGGAGCGGCUUAGUCCGCUCCCUGCAGAAACCCCGAGUGAAGUCUUUGAAGGACCAAAUGGAGUGAAGCCGGAGAAGAAGGGCUGGCCAUGGAAAAAGAAACUCUCAAAAGCAAAAUCAUCCAGCAAGCUUUCAGUUAACAGCCGUGUGGGGAGUACAUGCCCUUCACCCACAGAAACCAAUCGGACUGAUGAGAAUGAAGACAACUUUGAGGUUGUCGUGAAAACUCCACCCAAAUGGAGGAAUAAGAAGUCGUCUAAACUGAGCAAGAGGACAGAAUCUGAGCAGACUGUCAACACUACACUGGACAAUAAGAGUAUUAAGAGCCGGAGUCAUGGAAAAGAGGGUUGUACAGUUUCCUGAAGACUGCAGAGCGAAGCACCACUUUCUUAAGAUGGAUUACAAAGUGUCUUCCUUAAAACUACCUUCACCUUUGAUUGUGCAAUAUUGUUAGUACUUUAUACAGUGCCUUUCUGAGAAACUGAAUGAAUGUAUGGUCCUUAAGGUACUGACACAUGCAGGUUUUUGUAUGUUUGUGUAAAAUUGAUGAUCAAAGUGUUGUGGGAUGUUUUUUUUUUUUAACCCUUGUGGGGUGCGUACAGGUCUGAUGAGAUGAUUCCUGGUGACCACUUGUAUCCUGUUUGCUUUGAACCUUGCUGGGGUUUGAGGGAUGUAGAGGUGACUGCUUCCCUGCUCGACACUGAGCUCACAGUCUUCAGUCUAAAUCACAAGAAUAAAAUAUUGGUCACGUUAAUGCAAACUGAUAACAUUACAUGCACCUGAGCUAAUGUUCAUGUCAGGAGGUGAGAGCAAUGUUUGAGAUGCAUUUCAACAUUUGUAAGUAGGAAACCACUCGAUAUUUUUGACAACAUGUUGAGAUGUUUUCCAGCCGUAUUAGUAGAAACAAAAAAGCUUUUUUUCAAACCAUAACAUGAUCUUUUCCAACCCCAACCAAGAGGUUUUUAUGCUUAAACCUAACCAGGUCAUCAGCAUAACAUUGUCAAAGCACAAAACUGAAAAAAUGAACUUGAAGUUGCCUGAAAGAGAAACUUUGAAUUUGAACAAAUCCAUGUCAACAUUGCCAACAUUUAGUCUCCCAGUUGGGUUGAUUGUUGUAUAUUUAUGGAAGUCCUCUUCGGCUGCAAAGACAGUAUAAAGAAAGUGGUGGUUUGAGGUUACAGAUGAAACACCAAUCAUCCAAAUGGUCGUGAGAUGUACAGGUAGAUUUUCCUGAUCAGGAAUUAUUUGUGACCCCUGCUACAAGAUCCAAAGUACAGUGAGAAGGAACGUUGAUCAUUCUUACUUUUGCACAGCGUGCACUGUUUAAAAAAAGUAAAGCUGAGUUAAUAUCACCUUGUGUUACCCUUUUAGGAAGGUGUUAUAAUGUGUACAGGAUAGAACUGCGAACACUUUUUAUUUUUCUUGUUUAUCUGUGAAAGAAUUUUACUAAGAAUUGUGUUGAUGUCAAUUGGAUGCACUAUGAAGUUGUGGGACCUUUUUUUUCAUUGAGCUCAAUAAAUGGUUUCAGACAAGAGAAA